AUGUUAGAAGGUGAAGACAUUAAGCCAAUUGUGUGCGAGAAUGGGACUGAAAUGAUUAAGGCUGGAUUUGCCGGAGAUGAAGCUCCACUAGUUUUCUUUCCUAACAUUGUGGGUCGUCUUCGUCGCAUGCGUGUGAGGGUUGAAAGGCAUCACAUGCGUGUGAUGCUUGGAAGACAGAAAGAUGUCUACGUCGGUAAUAAAGCUGAGAUGUUGAGAAGUUUUUUAAAUUUAAAAUACCCAAUUGAGGAUGGUAUUGUGAGCAAUUGGGACGAUAUGGAGAAAGUAUGGCAUGAAACAUUCUACGAUCUUAGGGUUUCUCCACAAGAUCAUCCCGUUCUUGUUACUGAAGCACCUCUUAACCCCAAGGCUAAUCGUGAAAAGAUGACCCAAAUUAUGUUUGAGACAUUUCACACCCCUUCCAUGUACGUUGUCAAUCAGGCCGUACUUUCUCUAUAUGCAAGUGGUCGUUACAACGGUAUUGUGCUGGAAUCGGGUGAAGGUGUGAGUCACACAGUCCCCAUAUACAAUGGACAAGCCAUUCCACACACAACCUUUCGUCUUGAUUUGGCUGGUCGAGACCUGACAAAUCAUUUGAUGAAGAUCCUGAUAAAAGGUGGUUAUUCAUUUACCAGGGAAAUUGUUAGGGAUAUGAAGGAAAAACUGACUUACAUAGCUAUGGACUACGAACAGGAGAUUAAGACUUCAAGAACCAGUUCUUCAUCAGUUGAGAAAACUUACGAGCUUCCUGACGGUCAAGUGAUCACCAUCGGUGCUGAGAGGUUCCAAUGCCCUGAGAUACUUUUCCAGCCAUCGAUGAUCAUCGGAAUGGAAGCUGCUGCCGGAAUCCACGAGAUGACUUACAACUCCAUCAUAAAGUGUGAUGUGGAUAUCAAGAGGGAGUUGUUUGGACACAUUGUGCUUAGUGGUGGUUCAACUAUGUUCCCUGGUAUUGCAGACAGAAUGAGCAAAGAGAUAAUCGCCCUUGCACCUCAUCGCAUGGAGAUAAAUGUGUUUGCACCUCCCGAGAGGAGGUAUAGUGUCUGGAUUGGUGGAUCUAUCUUUGCAUCUCUAAGCACUUUCAAAAAGUCGUUGAUUAAAAAGGUUGAGUAUGAUGAAUUUGGACCUUCCAUUGUUCACAGGCGUUGUUUGCUUGCUUCUCUAUUAUUCUUCAUCUGUGUCAUUUUGGUUUCAUCGGUACGAAGCUUUGAGCAGCUGUAUUCAUUACAAAUUGCUGCAGUUCCAACCUUUGAAAAGCUCUCACUCAAUUUGGAACUGCCACAAUUACAACCAAAAAUAUUGGUGAAGUAG
This is a messenger RNA of Impatiens glandulifera, 1308 nucleotides long. RefSeq names its product actin-66-like. The record is from RefSeq and is a predicted model, not a curated record. Lineage: Eukaryota; Viridiplantae; Streptophyta; Magnoliopsida; Ericales; Balsaminaceae. The transcript has 6 exons. The coding region runs from base 1 to 1308 and encodes 435 amino acids.